Messenger RNA from Sorex araneus (European shrew), 7884 nucleotides. RefSeq names its product erbb2 interacting protein (gene ERBIN). Gene Ontology annotation, cellular component: postsynaptic density; postsynaptic membrane; adherens junction. Gene Ontology annotation, molecular function: protein binding. Lineage: Eukaryota; Metazoa; Chordata; Mammalia; Eulipotyphla; Soricidae. Gene Ontology annotation, biological process: neurotransmitter receptor transport postsynaptic membrane to endosome; neurotransmitter receptor transport, endosome to postsynaptic membrane. The coding region runs from base 584 to 4960 and encodes 1458 amino acids. The record is from RefSeq and is a predicted model, not a curated record. The transcript is spliced from 27 exons.
CCCCGAGCGGGGGGCGUCUGGGCCUCGUCCGGGCCGGCCCGGGCCGCCGCGAGCCGGAGCGUCCCGGCCGACGCCCCCCGCGGCCCCCCUCCCGCUCGGCGGCGCGCGGAGCUGCUUUUCCGGGUUCCCCUGGACCGAGCUGGAUCCUGCUGCUCUCGCCAAGGCAGGAAGUGAGUUGCGCUCGCUAAUUCCGGGCGGUGUCACGAGUGAAAAGUUUCCCACCGCCACCCCCCCCCGCCCCCACCUUGGGCGGAGAGCCUGGCGGUGGGGGAACUGGGGAACUCCUGCCCGACGCCGGGACCCGAGAGCCCGCCGGACUGCCAACCCCCCCCACGCCCCCGCGCCGCGGCCAGCCCCCCGGCCGGCGCGCCCCGCGCUCCCUUCCUCCUGCGGGAGGCCACUCCACAUCCGCCCUCGCCGGGGACCGAAACUCGCCGGGAUCCAGGGAGACUCGCGAAGGGAAGGAAAGAAAUCAUGUCCGGCCAAGCCUUGACAAAGCUGCCCUGAGACGCUGCCCGGCCGAGAGAAUGUUGGCUCAAUUAAGAAACAUCAGGGAGACAAAUUCGACCUAGUGUUUCUGAAAAUGACUACAAAACGAAGUUUGUUUGUGCGGUUGGUCCCAUGCCGUUGCCUACGAGGGGAAGAGGAGACUAUCACUACUCUUGAUUACUCUCAUUGCAGUUUGGAGCAGGUUCCCAAAGAGAUUUUUACUUUUGAAAAAACAUUGGAGGAGCUCUAUUUAGAUGCUAAUCAGAUCGAAGAACUUCCAAAGCAACUUUUUAACUGUCAGUCUCUACACAAACUGAGUUUGGCAGAUAAUGAUUUAACAGCAUUACCAGCAUCUAUUGCAAAUCUCAUUAAUCUCAGGGAACUGGAUGUCAGCAAGAAUGGAAUACCAGAGUUUCCAGAAAAUAUAAAAAAUUGUAAGGUUUUGACAGUUGUGGAGGCCAGUGUAAACCCUAUUUCUAAGCUUCCUGAUGGAUUUUCUCAGCUGUUAAAUCUAACCCAGUUAUAUCUGAAUGAUGCUUUCCUUGAGUUCUUGCCAGCUAAUUUUGGCAGGUUAACUAAACUCCAGAUAUUAGAACUUCGAGAAAACCAGUUAAAAAUGUUGCCAAAAACCAUGAAUAGACUGACCCAGCUGGAAAGACUGGAUUUGGGAAGUAAUGAAUUCACAGAAGUGCCUGAAGUACUUGAACAGCUAAGUGGAUUGAAAGAAUUUUGGAUGGAUGGUAAUAGACUGACUUUUAUUCCGGGGUUUAUCGGUAAUUUGAAACAACUCACAUAUUUGGAUGUUUCUAAAAAUAAUAUUGAAAUGAUUGAAGAAGGAAUUUCAGCAUGUGAAAAUCUUCAAGAUCUCCUCUUAUCAAGCAAUUCUCUUCAGCAGCUGCCUGAGACUAUUGGUUCAUUGAAAAAUAUAACAACUCUAAAAAUAGAUGAAAAUCAACUAAUGUACCUACCUGACUCUAUAGGAGGGUUAGUAUCAAUAGAAGAACUGGAUUGUAGCGUCAAUGAAAUUGAAGCUUUGCCUUCAUCUAUUGGACAGCUUACUAAUAUAAGAACCUUUGCUGCAGAUCAUAAUUACUUACAGCAGUUACCCCCAGAGAUUGGAAAUUGGAAAAACAUAACUGUGUUAUUUCUCCACUCUAAUAAACUUGAGACACUUCCAGAGGAAAUGGGCGAUAUGCAAAAACUAAAAGUCAUUAAUUUAAGUGACAAUAGAUUAAAGAAUUUGCCCUUUAGUUUUACAAAACUACAGCAAUUGACUGCUAUGUGGCUCUCAGAUAAUCAGUCUAAACCCCUGAUACCUCUUCAAAAUGAGACUGAUUCAGAGACCCAGAAAAUGGUGCUUACUAACUACAUGUUCCCACAGCAGCCAAGGACUGAAGAUGUUAUGUUCAUAUCAGAUAAUGAAAGUUUCAAUCCUUCAUUGUGGGAGGAACAGAGGAAACAGCGUGCUCAAGUAGCAUUUGAAUGUGAUGAAGACAAAGAUGAAAGGGAGGCACCUCCCAGGGAGGGAAAUUUAAAGAGAUAUCCAACACCAUACCCAGAUGAGCUUAAAAAUAUGGUCAAAACUGUUCAAACCAUUGUACAUAGAUUAAAAGAUGAAGAAACUAAUGAAGAUUCUGGCAAAGAUUUGAAACCACAUGAAGAUCAGCAAGUUAAAAAUAAUGAUGUGGGCAUAAAGACUUCAGAAAAUACUUCUACAGUAAGAAACAAACCUGAUGAAAGAGAAAAGUAUCUGAUAGCAAACUCUGUGCAGAAAACCCGAGAGCCUGAAGCUGAGAUCGGUCCUGGUAAACUCCCAGUAACUACAAAUAUGAAAGCCUCUGAGAACUCAAAGCACACUGUUAAUCAUACUGAUGUGUUUGAGGAAUCUGAAGAACUUUCUUCUGAUGAAGAAAUGAAAAUGGCAGAGAUGCGACCACCAUUAAUUGAAACCUCUAUUAACCAGCCAAAAGUGGUAGCACUUAGUAAUAACAAAAAAGAUGAUAUAAAAGAUACUGAUUCUUUAUCAGAUGAAGUAACACACAAUAGCAACCAAAAUAACAGCAACUGUUCUUCUCCAUCUCGGAUGUCUGAUUCAGUUUCUCUGAAUACUGAUAGUAGUCAAGAUACCUCACUCUGCUCUCCAGUGAAACAAACUCAUAUUGGUAUUAAUUCCAAAAUCAGGCAAGAAGAUGAAAAUUUCAACAGUCUUUUACAAAAUGGAGAUAUUUUAAACCAUUCAACAGAGGAGAAGUUUAAAGUUCAUGACAAAAAGGAUUUUAAGUUAAGAGAAUAUGAAUUGAAUAUUGAAGAACGAUUAGUUCUUCUUGAGAAGGGUGUUGAUACAACAACCACGACUAAUGAAUCUCAUAAAUUGGACCAUAUUAAUAUGAAUCUUAAUAAAUUCGUAACUAAUGAUACUUUUCAACCAGAGAUAGUAGAAAGAUCAAAGACACAGGAUGUAAUGCUUGGAACAGGCUUUUUAAACAUAAAUGCUAAAGGAGAAGCUGAGCACUUGGAAAAUGGCAAUGAGUAUCCUAACCUGGAAUGUGUGAAUAAGAUUAAUGGACAUUCAGAAACUUCAAAGCAUCCUAGGAGGACUGAACCACAUGACACUGAUACUUCUGUUGAAGUGGGUAUUUCCAAAAGCACUGAAGAUCUCUCCCCCCAGAGAGGUGGGCCAAUUAUAUCUGUUGUGAAAUCACAUAGCAUAACUAAUAUGGAGACUGGAGGGCUAAAAAUCUAUGACAUUCUUAGUGAUAAUGGACCUCAGCCACCAAGUGCCACAGUUAAAGUAACAUCUAAUAUUGAUGGAAAAAAUAUAGUCAGGAGCAAGUCCGCUACACUCUUGUAUGAUCAACCAUUGCAAGUAUUUACUGGUUCUUCUUCAUCUUCUGAUUUAUUAUCAGGUACAAAGGCAGUCUUCAAGUUUGAUUCAAAUCAUAAUCCUGAGGAACCAAAUAUACUAAGAGGCCCCGCAACAAGUGGCCCACAGUCCAUACCUCAAAUAUAUGGUCCUCCGCAAUAUAACAUCCAGUACAGUAGCAGUGCAACAGUCAAGGACAAUUUGUGGCACUCCAAACAAAAUCCCCAAGUGGAUGUCGGUUUUCCUCAGCAUCUUCCUAGAUCAGAAAGCACGGAAAAUCAUAGUUAUGCAAAGUUUUCUGCCAACAUGAAUUUCUCUAACCAUAAUAACGUUCGAGCUAAUACUGGUUACCAUUUACAUCAGAGAAUUGGCCCAGGAAGACAUGGGGAAAUGUGGGCCAUGUCACCAAAUGACCGACUUGUGCCUGGAGCAGCUCGAGCUACAAUUCAGCGACAAAGUAGUGUGUCAUCUACAGCCUCUGUAAAUCUUUGUGAGCCAGGUUCCACAAGGCGGGCCCAAAUUCCUGAAGGGGAGUAUUUAUCAUACAGAGAGCUGCAUUCCGUGGGAAAAACUACUCCAAUGAUGUCAGGAUCACAGAGACCUCUCUCUGCACGCACAUAUAGCAUUGAUGGCCCAAAUGCAUCAAGGCCCCAGAGUGCUCGACCCUCUGUGAAUGAAAUACCAGAGAGAACUAUGUCAGUUAGUGACUUCAAUUAUUCACGGACUAGUCCUUCAAAAAGACCAAAUGCAAGGGUUGGUUCCGAGCAUUCUUUAUUAGAUCCUCAAGGAAAAAGUAAAGUUCCUCAUGAUUGGCGAGAACAAGUACUACGACACAUUGAAGCCAAGAAGUUAGAAAAGAGCAUGCUGUCAAGGUCCUUUAAUUCCAAUUUUACUGCUGUAAGCAGCUUUCACUAUGGCAGCUCUAGGGAUCUGCAUGGCAGCCAAGGUAGUCUUGCCUUGAGUGUUGCAGACGGAAGAGGUUCUGGUGGGCACAUUUUCCGACAUCCUCAGACAUCCUGUCCAGGAGAUCCUUGUCAAGAUGAUGUAUUCAUUUCAGGACAGCAGAACUACUCAGCAGCUACACUUAGUCACAGAGAUGUUUCUCCAGACAGCUUGAUGAAAAUGCCUUUGAGUAAUGGACAGAUGGGCCAACCUCUCAGGCCACAGGCAAAUUAUAGUCAAAUACAUCACCCCCUUCCUCAGGCAUCUGUGGCAAGGCAUCCCUCUAGAGAGCAAUUAAUUGAUUACUUGAUGCUGAAAGUGGCCCACCAGCCUCCAUAUACACAGCCCCAUUGUUCUUCUAGACAAGGCCAUGAACUGGCAAGGCAUGAGAUUUGUGUAAGGGUUGAAAAAGAUCCAGAACUUGGAUUUAGCAUAUCAGGAGGUGUUGGGGGUAGAGGAAACCCAUUCCGACCUGAUGACGAUGGUAUAUUUGUAACAAGGGUACAACCUGAAGGACCAGCAUCAAAAUUGCUGCAGCCGGGUGAUAAAAUUAUUCAGGCAAAUGGCUACAGUUUCAUCAAUAUUGAACAUGGACAAGCAGUAUCCUUGCUAAAAACUUUCCAGAACACAGUUGAACUCAUCAUUGUACGAGAGGUUUCUUCAUAAGCACUAUGGAUUGCAAAAGGGGAAGACAGCAAGAUUCAUUGGAAGAUACUUGCAGGGGAAAUUAAUAUUUUGACUAUUUUUAUAUAUAAAGAACUCAAAUUAUGUACAAAUUUGUACAUUAAUGAAAUAAUGGAACUUGUGGUUAGAGGGAAAGAACCACUGUAUAGUAUAUAGGGGAGACUGUUGAAUUCAUACCGUAUAAAAUUUCUUGUUAGGUUUUUAAACAUAACAAUCAAGGAUACAAAAGCAAACAUGUGUUUUUGUAUAGAGUGUAGGUUUAUUUUUGGAUUUCAUACACAUGACUCUGCAAGGCUCUAGUUAGCCUUCAUUGUAGUCCAGAGACAGAUGGCAGAGCUAUCUGUCUCAUAGUUUAUAUGUCCUUAUUUUUAUUCAACUGGUAUUAAUGUUUUUCUGUUGAAACUUUUUUUUUAAUGUGGGCAAGAGAUUUGAAGUGUUGGUUUUUGCUAUGUGCAUAUUGAAUUGAAGAGUGAGUAGGUGAAGGUGGUGCUGGUGGAUUCACUUUCCAAGGCCAGAUUAAAACAGUUAAUUCCUAUAAAAAUCUGGAAGCAAAGAAUGAACAAAAAACUGAUCCUGUGUUUUUUAAACUAGAAUAAUGCAAUAAAAAUGUAAUGUCUUUGUAAAGAAAUUUUGAAAAAACAAUAAUUGCAUUUUAUGAACUGUACAGGAUUUGUUGUCAUCGUCAUUGACAGUACAUUUGCUACUGGUGGCUUCAGUUUUUAAUUUUUCACAACAAAAUUUUGAACUCUACUGUAGAUGCUUGUCCAUGCAUUUUUGUGCUAUGGAGACACCCUAAUAUUUUUGCAAAUGGCAGUACUUAAAAUCUGUUUUAUGAUCAGUACUCCAUUUUUAUCAUGUUAUAAAUUUUAUUUUAAGCAGCAAAUGAUACUAAAAUGGCCAAUUUUAAUUAUUAUGCUGCUGUACCAUAAAAUACAAGAUUAGAAAAGCUGCUUGAUUUUUAUUUGGCCUCAUAUUGCCUUGGCAAAGUAAAAGGAAAUAGUACGCAUGGAGCUAGGAAACCAAAGCAAGUUUAUGAAACUGGCACAGUAAUAGAGAAUUGCUGUGGAAAGCUGUAGAGCAAAGGGUUAGGUCCGCAAGGCCUGCCAAUGUGUAAUGAUGUUCAAAUAAAGGGCUGUUCCUACAAGUAACAUUAAUGUGAAUUCAACGCUUCAGAGUCUUUAAAGGGUUUCUAAGUGUAUUUGUAUAAUAGUGUGUUUUAUCACCAACUGCCUUUGUUCUUCGUUAGUGUAACAAAUACUUGAUAGUUGAUUAAUUUUGUUUAUUCAAGCAAUUUUACUUGUGUUCUCUCUGUGUAAUCAAAUAAAAAUUGAAUAACAUGCAAUGGUAAGAAUUAAUGCAUGGUAUUUGGACCAGAUUAAAGUGCCAUAGAAGACCAAUAACUGUUUUUAGUUAAGGCUGGUUUGGAGCCUUUCAUUAGAGCAAUAUCAGUUACUACAAUUUAUUUUUAAUUACUAAGAUAUAUAGUUUUGGGAUUUUUAAUCUGUUAUGAUCUGUUCUUCAAUCUGAUUUUGAUCAGGACUUUUAUAGGACUAGCAAAAACAGCAGUCUACAUUUUGCAAAUGAAUCAAAGUUGUUCCUUUCUUGCUAGUCAGAGUAAGUAGGCAGUACUUUUAAAACUAUGUGAACUCAAAUAUUGCACUUCUUUUAAGAUGUUACCAAUUGGUUGUACUGUAUAGUUUUAAUAAUGAUUGAAACCCUUUAACAACUCUUUGUAAAUUUUAACUCAUUUUAGUUGAUUUUCAGUAAUAUUUACAUAGGAAUUGAUUUUUAUGAAUAUAGUAGAAAAUGUGCUGUAUUUUGAUAAAAUUCAUUUAUUGUAUGUGUGUUGUAAUCUCUUUAAAAAAGAAUGACAAACAGCUUCUUUAAGACAAGCCUCAGUGUUUACUUUAUUCAGUUUAUUUUAAAAUAAUAAUUUUGAGUAUAUAAAAUAUAUACAUGAUAUUAUUGAUUUCCAUCAAUCUUCACAACCCGGUUUUGCUUUUAUAAGGGAUACAUAAAAUAAUUAUAAUUAUAAGUAUGAUGUUUUUCAAGUACUUUACCUUGAAUCUGAGACAUAUUUUGAAUCAGAUACACAGACUACAGUUUUGGAAGUGGAAGUAAGCCACAGAGAACAAUUGAUUAUCAGCAAUCAAUCUUUGAGUUCAUUGUCUUAUUAUAUUGAAAUAUUAAUAGUGUGCAAGUGCUGUAGCUCAGUAGUAGAGCACUUGCCUUGAUUUACACCUGGUAUUAAUCGCUAAGAUUUUAUUCUGCCCUAAAUAAUUUUUUUAAUUAAUGAUUAAAUUUUAACAUUCUUAUAACUAAAAAUCUAAUAAUAGCUAAAAAUUUUUGCACUUAAGUAACAAAAGUUUUAUAAUGCUGGUUCUUCAAAAUUUGAAUAAAAAAGUAAAUCUGAGGAAAUGAAAUCAUUUAUAGCUAUAGGCUAUAUCCAUAAUUGAUUUUAUUUUAAUAAGUAUUAUGUAGCAAAAUAUUACUUUAAUACUUUAAUAAGUAUUAUGUAGCAAAACAUCACAAAACUGUCUCAACAGAAAUUUGAUGGUCCUAAAUUUUUAAGCUGUUAAAAUUAUAUGUUCAGAAUAAUUUACUCAGCUUGGAAUUGGGGAUCAUAAUUUCUUCUAACUCCACAAAAUUCUAAAAUUCCCUACGUAUUUAUUUUGUAAAUAUUUUUUCCAACUUUGGGCCUGAAGGUGUGUAUAUAUUUAAAUUCUUUUAAGCACUUAUGUUACUAUAAGGAGAACUACAUUUUAAAUAUUAAUUUGCAGUACUUAAAAAUCCCAUUAGCAUCUGUGUACUAUUUUAUCAGUGAGCAUUUAUAAACAUUCUAUUUUUUUAAUAUAUCUAGACUAUUUGAAGUAACAGUAAAUAGGUAAUAAAUAAUGUUGUAUAAA